Ochotona curzoniae (black-lipped pika) is the source of this 1417-nucleotide messenger RNA. It is a transcript of the gene PGF, whose product is annotated as placental growth factor. Gene Ontology annotation, biological process: vascular endothelial growth factor signaling pathway; positive regulation of protein phosphorylation; vascular endothelial growth factor receptor signaling pathway. The record is from RefSeq and is a predicted model, not a curated record. The transcript has 7 exons. Gene Ontology annotation, cellular component: membrane. Gene Ontology annotation, molecular function: growth factor activity; vascular endothelial growth factor receptor binding; chemoattractant activity. The coding region runs from base 267 to 779 and encodes 170 amino acids. Lineage: Eukaryota; Metazoa; Chordata; Mammalia; Lagomorpha; Ochotonidae.
GCGGCGCCCGACGGACCCCCUCGGCACACACUCGCUUGUCCCGCGCCCCGCCGCAGGCUCCCCGGCGUCGCUGUACCUGCCGAGCUCCGGACUCUUCCCGGGGCGCCCAGAGGAUGCUCAGGCCGCUGGCGGCCGCUCCGGGGCAGUGCUAAGAGGCAGAUCUUCUGCCCCUUCCUUGCUCCUCUCCUCUGGUGCCACAGCUACCCGCGGCGGGUCGAGCAUGGUGAUUUUUCCCUGAAGCCCCCUGACUCUGGAAGUCUGAACAGAUGCCCACCAUGAGGCUGUUAACUUGCUUCCUGCAUUUCCUGGCCGGGCUGGCACUGCCCGCUGUGCCCCCGCAGCAGUGGGCCUUGUCUACUGGGAACAGCUCAUCGGAGGUGGAAGUGGUGCCCUUCCAAGAGGUGUGGGGCCGUAGCUAUUGCCGGUCCCUGGAGAGGCUGGUGGACAUCGUGGCCGAGUAUCCAGGUGAGAUGGAGCACAUCUUCAGCCCAUCCUGCGUCUCCCUGCUGCGCUGCACCGGCUGCUGUGGCGAUGAGAACCUGCACUGCGUGCCAGUGGACACGGUCAAUAUCACCAUGCAGCUCCUGAAGAUCCGUGCUGGAGACCCACCCUCUUAUGUGGAGAUGACGUUCUCUCAGCACGUCCGCUGUGAGUGCAAACCACUACGGGACAAGAUGAAGGCUGAAUGGAGGAGACUCAAGGGCAGGGGGAAGAGGAAGAGAGAGAAGCAGAAACCCACAGACUGUCACCUGUGCGGUGACGUGGCUCCCCGGAGGUAACCGGCUCCUCGGAGGAGAGACCUCACGCCGGCUGCUCGUGUAUUUAUUACCGUCACACUCUCAGUUACCUCCCCGCUGCUCCCUGCCCCCUAUUUAUUCGCCAACUGUAUCCCUGCUGAAUGGCUCACGCCCUCCAAGACGAGGGGCAGGGAGGGUCAGGACCCUCAGGAAUUCAGUGCCUUAAACAGAACGAGAGAGAACGAAAGAAGCCAGCCACGGACCCAUGGGAGCUUCGGCUUGGGAAGAAGCAAGACACAUGGCCUUGGGAGAGGGCAAGCCAGAACCCAGAGACCUUGGGGGUCUGCAGGGGAGUGCCCACCAUGUGUUCCUGGGACCCCAGGCUCUGAUGGGCAAGCAGCCUCCUUUGGGAGUUUGGCUGGGAGAAGGCCAGCAUGGGUGGAGGGACCAGCCGCCCAUGCGCAUUUCCCUCCUGGUUGCCACUUUGUGACCUGCAGGCAGAAUGUUCAGCUGUGCAGGUGGAGCCUGUGGUUGUCUCCAUGUUUUUGCCACCUGCCGUUUGGUCCCAGCCAAGGCCUCGCAUCCUGCCCACACACAGGGACGCAGGCAGAGUGGGCCCCAGGUUGGGCCAGAAACAGGUCACCAAGGAGGGACUUUGUGUUCCUACCCAGUGGCCAUGG